Caenorhabditis angaria is the source of this 2433-nucleotide messenger RNA. The record is from the annotation of a GenBank genome assembly. NCBI's taxonomy places the organism in Eukaryota, Metazoa, Nematoda, Chromadorea, Rhabditida, Rhabditidae.
AUGAGCUCGUCAAAUUUAGCAGAGGCACAAGUGACUGGAAAUGAAGGAACUGGAGCAAGUGGAGCACAAGCUGAUAUUCGAUGGCCAACAGAUAGUGCUAGCUAUAAAUUGGAGGAAAGUAUUGGAGUUGGUGCAACUGCAACUGUUUACACGGCAAUUUGUAUACCAAGAAAUGAGCGAGUUGCUAUAAAAUGUAUCAAUUUGGAGAAGUGUCAAACUUCGGUUGAUGAAUUGAGCCACGAAAUUCAGGUUGGUUUUUUGGGGUUUUUUUAUAUUGGAAUUUUGAUUUAAAAAUAAGAUUAUUAUGGAUAAAAAUCUGAAUCGGACUCGAAAAAUUCGAAUUUUAGAAUUUAAAAAAAAAAUCCUGAAAUUCUAUAACUUUUGAAUCGGUCACGGAAUUUUGAAUGAGGCCGAUUCAGGCGUCCAAGAGACCAGGCCCCAGUCCAAAUCUUUAAAAAAUUUCAAAUUUUAGGCAAUGUCUCAAUGCAAUCAUCCAAAUGUUGUCAGCUAUCAUACUUCUUUUGUAGCUGCUGAAGAAUUGUGGGUUAUAAUGCGAUUGUUAAAUUGUGGCUCAAUGUUGGAUAUUUUGAAACGAAAGGUUAAAGUGAGUUUCUUCAUCUCAAAAUCUUAUCUUAUCUUAUCUCAAAAAACAUAUGAUUUUUAGGCGAUUGGAAAAGAGCAAGCAAUGUUUGGUGUUUUGGAUGAAGUGACAAUAGCUACAGUACUUCGGGAAGUUUUGAAAGGUCUUGAAUAUUUUCAUUCAAAUGGUCAAAUUCAUCGAGACAUAAAAGCUGGUAAUAUUUUGUUGGCCGAUGAUGGAACUAUUCAAAUUGCUGAUUUCGGUGUUUCUGGAUGGUUGGCUUCUUCGGGCGGUGAUUUAUCCAGACAAAAAGUUCGACAUACUUUCGUUGGAACACCUUGUUGGUUAGUUAAAUUUAAUAAAAUAUUGAUAAUUAAAUUAUAAUUUUCCAGGAUGGCACCAGAAGUAAUGGAACAAGUUCAAGGAUAUGAUUUUAAAGCUGAUAUUUGGAGUCUUGGAAUUCUUGCGAUUGAAUUGGCUACUGGAACUGCACCAUAUCAUAAAUAUCCACCAAUGAAAGUAUUGAUGUUGACGUUGCAAAAUGAUCCACCAACUUUGGAAGCGAAUUCUGAACGAAAAGAUCAGUAUAAAGCAUAUGGAAAAUCGUUUAGAACAUUUAUCAGAGAUUGCUUGCAGGUAUUAUUCUAUUUUGUUUUCAAAACAUCUCAUAAAUAAAAAAUAAUUAUAGAAAGAUCCAACAAAACGACCAACAGCUUCAGAACUUCUCAAAUACUCGUUUUUCAAAAAAUCAAAAGAUCGUAAAUAUCUUGUACAUACAUUAAUCGAAAAUCUGGCAUCUGUGCCAGUAAUUAGUCAUCAUAGCACGAAAAAAGUGGCAUCGGGAAAAUUGCGAAAAGAUCAAUACGGUAACUGGGAGUUCGAAUAUGAUUCACCUGAAGAAUCGGAUAGUGAAGAAGAUGAAGAAAGAGAGGAAAAACGGAAAGAAGAUAAUGUAGAUAAAGAAAAAGAAGGAAAAACAGCAACAACAACUGGAGGAAGUGGAGAAGGAGAUGAAAGUGGAACAAAUAAUUCGGAAACAUUGAAUUUGGUAUUGAGAGUGAGAAAUCAACAAAGAGAAUUGAAUGAUAUCAAAUUUGACUACACUAAAUCUGCUGAUACUGGUUAGUUAAAGAAAUUUCGGGGAUUUUCAGAAAAUGCGGGAUUUCUCAGAGAGAAAAAGUUUUUUAGCGCAAAAAUACAGUUUGAAAAAUGUUUUUGACACAUUAUUUCGAUUCAGAAAAUGUCAAAAAACUAUAUUUGUUUCCAUUUUCGCGAUUUUUUCAUUGAAACGGUUUUGUGCCGAGAUAUUUUUAUUUUUUUUUGUGGAUAUUUUGUGAAUCAAAUUUUUUUCGACUUGAAAUAUCCUAUAAGAUUCCAAUUUUGGUUCAAAAAUAAAGUUUCUGAUUUUAAGCUUUUUCUUAAACCUAUAAAUGAAAAACACAGAAAUUUUAAAUAGUAACAAUUUGAAUAAUUCAAAAAAAUCAUAAAUUUUUUUUUUUUGAAUCCGAACUUCAAAAUAAAAACUUCAAUUCUCGACAAAAUUUUUUCAAAUAUUUUUCUGUUGUUUUUCAGUGGAAGGAAUUGCUCACGAAUUGGUGACUGCUGAAUUGAUUGAUUGCCACGAUUUGGUUAUUGUUGCUGCAAAUCUCCAGAAAUUGAUUGAUUUAGCUGAAGCGAAAUCAGAUAAACGAUCCAUUACUUUUGCUCUUAACUCCGGAGUUGCUCCAAAUGAGGUUGGUUUGACUCUAAAAUUCUUUACUUAAAAAAAUGAUCUAAAAUUUAAAUUUCGAAAUUUCCAGGUUCCCGAUGAACGAACAUUAACAGGCUUCGCUCAGAUUUCAUUACUUGAUUGA